CCAUGGCCGACGGAAGCGCAGAAUCUAUCCAGCAGAAGAUCUCAAUCGCCCGCAGAGAUGCCGAAGCCCUCAAGGACCGCAUAAAGAAGAAGAAGGAUGAGCUCGCCGACACAACGCUUCGCGAUGUCGCUCGCCAGCGCACAGAGGCUCUUCCCCGCCUACAGAUGAAGACCAAGCGCACUCUCAAGGGCCAUCUCGCAAAGAUCUACGCCAUGCACUGGUCCACUGACCGAAGGCACCUGGUCUCGGCUUCGCAAGACGGCAAGCUCAUCAUCUGGGACGCCUACAGCACAAACAAGGUCCACGCCAUCCCUCUUAGAUCCUCAUGGGUCAUGACUUGUGCCUACGCUCCUAGCGGCAACUACGUCGCUUGUGGUGGUCUUGACAACAUUUGUUCUAUCUACAACCUCUCUGCUCGUGACGGCCCCACUCGCGUCGCCAGAGAACUUUCCGGCCAUUCCGGCUACCUCUCGUGCUGUCGCUUUAUCAACGACCGUCGCAUUCUGACAUCUUCUGGUGACAUGACUUGUGUGCUCUGGGAUAUCGAGACCGGUCAGAAGCUGCAAGAAUUUGCCGACCAUCUCGGCGAUGUUAUGAGCUUGAGCGUCAACCCUCUCGAUAACAACCAAUUCGUCUCCGGUGCUUGCGACGCUUUCGCAAAGCUUUGGGACAUCAGACAACAGAAGUGUGUUCAGACUUUCGCCGCACACGACUCGGAUAUCAACGCCAUUCAGUUCUUCCCCAACGGAAAUGCCUUUGGUACUGGUUCCGACGAUGCUUCAUGCCGUCUUUUCGAUAUUCGCGCCGACAGAGAAUUGCAGAGCUAUACCCCUGUCUGCGGUAUUACAUCCGUGGCAUUCUCCGUCUCCGGUAGACUUCUGUUCGCUGGUUACGAUGACUUUGAAUGCAAGGGUCACGACAACCGUGUCAGCUGCUUGGGCGUCAGCAACGAUGCUCUUUCUCUGUGCACAGGUUCUUGGGAUUCGAUGCUCCGCAUCUGGGCA
Aureobasidium musti is the source of this 1004-nucleotide messenger RNA. The record is from the annotation of a GenBank genome assembly. NCBI's taxonomy places the organism in Eukaryota, Fungi, Ascomycota, Dothideomycetes, Dothideales, Saccotheciaceae.